CGGCUUCCGGCAGGCACUCGGGCGCGCGCGCGCGCCCGCCAGCGGCCGUGAUGGGACUUUCUGGAUGCGGCGCUUCAUGGGCGGCUGCGAGCACAAACGCUCGCCCGACGCCUGCGUCGGCAGCGGCAAGCUGAGCUCGGUACCAGCCGCGCGCCGGCCCUCAGCCACAGGGUCAAGGCCUUCCGCCUCGCGUUGAAGGGCCACUUGGAGCUCUCGGACAUCCUCAGGGCGUUCGACCGCUUCUUCGGCAACACACUAGCGGCGGCGCACACGGCCGUGCCCCUGGCAGAGUUGAUCUCCUACGAGGAGGUUCACGCCCAUGGUAAUUGGGCGAAGCACUCGCCUCCUCCCGACGCCGCAGUGCCACUGCCGCCCGUUCCAGCUGGCGCGGUGGCGGCUGCCGCCUUGGAGCUGCUGGCCGCGAUGGCCCACGGCUUUCACACACAGCUUCGUGCCGACGGCCCAGAGUUUGCUCCUGGCGACGGCACACUGGAACGAGCAGAAUCAUCCGACCACCACGGAUGGACAGCUCAGGCAGCAGGAGAGGGACUGUGCCGCCGACCCACGCCAAGUGCGUGCUCUUCGGCACCUCCUCGAAGAAGCCGCUUGGGCUGGAGGGUCGGCACGGUGAUGCAGGAGACGGGCCCGCCUGGUGAGGCUGGCGAGCCUUGCCUUGUGGAGACGAUCGGCGAGAUCUUCUUGGGGAGUCGCCGUCUGCUGGCGUCGUUUGUGGCGUCUACGGCCCACGACCUGCGUGGAGCUUGCGCAGCUCGCCAUGGCUCUGAUCCUCGAGGUGAUGCUGUUUGUCGUCACAAAGUCAUGGAUGGUCGAGGUUCUACUCCAAACGAAGACGAUGCUCUUCCUCACGAUCCUGCAUUUCCUCAUGAAUGUCUUCCUGAUGAUGCUGAGGCUAGUGGAGGCGGCUGUCACGGCGAAGAUCGUGGUUGUCCUGAGCCUCGCGAAUGUGUGCCUCCCCGUGUCUUGUGGAAUGCAUGCCAAGCUGUUGCCAAGACGUGUGGCUUGAUGUGUCGUCUCCCUUCUCGCGUCCCUCCCAAUUUCUACCGCCCUCCCG
Molecule: messenger RNA, 1072 nt
Organism: Prorocentrum cordatum
Lineage: Eukaryota; Dinophyceae; Prorocentrales; Prorocentraceae
Source: the annotation of a GenBank genome assembly